CAUGGCAUAAAUUUGGAAACUUAUCCAAACCUAAAUGGUUGACGCUUGUGCUUGGACGUCAGAAAGAGGGCUGGUUCCUCGAGACCAGGUCGAAGUGCUGUUGUCGCUGCUUCUGAAGGCCGAGAAGCGGACAUGGAUCGCAAAUAUUUCCCCCGUCAACUCGUCAGAACAUGACGACCGUGAACCCGCUCCAGGGGAAGGCCAAAGUCGGGAUUGUUACUCUGUUGAUACUGGAUCGCUGCUACUUAGGCAUGGAUGUUCCAUCAAGGGAAUUCAUAGGGAAUUCUAUGCUCUUGAUCCAAGGCACUACUGUGUUAAAGUCACAGCUGAGAUUACAAAUCCAGACUGUUCGUCCUCUCAGAUGCAAGUGGUUUCAGGUGAUGGUAUAAACAGGUCUGGGCAAGGAAUAAGUUCAAGUCUUUCAAGUACUUCUUCUCAAGAUUCAACCAUUGUACGCUUGACUAUAAGGACUCCCCUGUUUGAAUUGUAUAAAAAUGCUGUCCUGUGUGCUCAAUAUCCGGUCCUUGGUGCCUCCCAAGCUGCUGCUUCUCCGUAUUCACCAGCAUCAUCACCAUUUGAACCUCCAUUGGGAAGCAAAAGACGUGGUGAGUCAUCAGUAUCUGACAAUGGGCAUGUCUCACCUGAAGUUUGCAUCUCAACCUUAUCAGAGGAAUUGCAGGAGUUAGUUCAGAAUGUCUUUGGACUUGGAAAGCGUCAGCACAAAUUUUACUGUGAGACUGAGAUACCAAAGCAAGUUCCUCGUUCCAAGGAGGGUCCGAAGUUUCUUGUAGAGGAGUUGCUGAGUCAGCAGCUUGUUUUAGAGCAUAACCACCACCCAUUUUACAGAGUUCAGGCUUUCAUGGACAGCAAUGUUUAUGAUGAUUGGUUGAUAGAUGUCAAAAGAAGGAUAGAUAGCUUAAUCAAGGGCAUCUGGCAGUACUCGCUUCCUCCUGUACCUGAGUUGCCCUUGGAAACUCCAAAAUACCAUGAACAGUAUGUGGAGCUGAUGAAGAGACUUAUCAGGUAUGAAAGCAAGCAAAAGGAGCUACAUCCAGUUUAUCAUGAAGCAGUUCCGAUUGAACCUUUAUCCUCCCCAUCUUGCCAACUGUUGAAAGAAUUUUCCCUGAGAUAUGGAGUAGGAAUUCUUUUCUGCAAGCUAUCAUAUCUGGAAUACAUUGUAAAGUUUUUUGAAAACAACAUCUGGUAUAUUGAGCACACUAAAACAUCUCUACGAGAUGCGAUGAAUCUUAUUUCUAGCGGCUGUCAGGAAAUUUUUGUAGAGGAAGAGUUCAAAAUGCUACUGAAUAUUUUGUCCAUUCUGCUAAAUAAGACCAAGUAUUUCUUGAGUAAACUAAGGAGGAUUUUUCCAGCUGACAACAAUCCUAACGAAGGUGUUACAGCAUUGGUCACUCUGUUUGAACUGACCCUGGAAUCUGCAAGAGAACUAGAAUCUGAAUUUCCAUCAGUUUUUAAUAGACUUCCACAGGCUCGACAAUUCUCCAGCAACUUGUCGAAAGCUCCGGUUUGCGAUCUUCUGGCUUCCUUUGUCGAGAAUGAGAUCGAGGGUCGAUAUGAAGGUCUCAAAGUAAAAGCCACCACAGCUUUGGGUCAGAACUUCUCAAUGUCAAAGCUUUUGCUUAAAGCUAUCCUGGAAAUUCAUCAUGAAGUCAGUUAUUACAACUCACAAUACAAACAGGCUUUCUCCAGGUAUUUUGAUAUCAUGAAACUUUCUGCUUGUAAGUUUUAUUCCCUACUGAUGUCAGAUGUGGAAGAACUGUGUCAAAAUCAACCUCGAAACCAACGACCUGAUAAUGUGGAUUGUUUCAUGUUGUGUUUGGCAUUCCGCUUAUCCAAACUCGAUAGAGAAUGGGCUGAGUACAUUCCUCACCGGAGUCAAAGAUGGCGUCAGCCUUUUCUGGGAUUUGCACUACAGUGGCUGGAUGCUACCGGUCAUUUGCUCCAAGCGCUUGUUCCUCAGCUUAUUAACCAUGACUUAUGGGAGCCAGUGGCAGUAAUUAUCCAUCGAUCACAUGAACAGAAGCGCAAUGUAAAGACACAUCCUACUUCUCGCCUACGGUCUGGUUCUGUUCCGUCCUUGACACCGUCUAGUCCUUCUGCUUUCAAAACUGUGGCACCUUCAGCUGGAUCUCCUGCUAAGUCUUCUGCCGCGAAAGGAAAAGCCAAGAGUGCUAAAGGGAAAGAGCCCCUUCCGUCAGGAGAGAAGAAUCGAAAACGCACCCUGCGUGUGGAAUAUGACAGCAGCUCUGAAGAAGAUGGAAAGACAGUGAAGGUACAAGCCCAAGUGAAUUUCCCGCGGACAAAAGUUGCUUCCAGUGUGGAGAAGAAAAUAUUAGAACCCCAAAAUGGUCAAGCAGAGGCUACCAGCAGAGAGAUACCACCGGCAAUGAAUGAUCCAGCGACACAGCCGCUAUCAGGUCCGGAGGAAACCAAGAGGUCUGGAGAAGGAAAUGAACAGACAAGUAGUACGCAGGAUGAGGAUCGACCAGCACAGUCCUUUGAAAAAGAAGAAAGUUCUGUGCCAAUCAAUACUCAAGAACACCAAGAAAACACCAUUGAAGUACACAGUCCAAAGAAUGGAACAGAACCUAUGGGUCUACAAUCGAGUGGCUCCCCAGCUGAUCAGUCAGAUUUGACGGACAGUCACACCAACCUCUCGAGGAACCAAGUCACUCCCUUUGAGAAUGACUCUACCUAUGAAUCAGACAGCGAAAACUCAAUUCACACGUCUGAUUCGUUUGACUUCAUUGAGGAUAGAGGGAAGGCAAAGGUUCCCAAAAAGAGUCAAACAAAAACUUUUCAACCGAUUGAAGACGCUAUUAAAAGUGGGACAGGACGAAGGGGCUUUAGUUCGAGUAAAGAUUGCCAAACCUGCCCUGCGAGACACAGCUGUUUUGGUUCAGAAAACGAUGAGAGAAGUUUAGGUGUACGCAAAUCUGAUCCAGACAAAAAUAAGCGAAGUGCACAUAUUCCAAUGCCACGAAACAAACGCAUUGAUAAGCUACGUCCAUUACGUGCUUCCUAUCACUCGGAAUGUGGCAGUUUUCAAAGUGCCCAUGGGUCAGUCUUCUCCGAGAGUACUGAAGGCAGCUAUCGCACUCCUCGUUCCAGUCCCACCCCUUCACAACAAGGCCAGUCAGCAACCCAAAAUGAAGGCGAUCAUCACUCAGACAGGAUUACUUCUCGAGACGACACACCCAGGUGGUUGGCAAUUUCGAGCUCGUUUGUGGAUGUGAUUGGCGCCGUAAACCGUUUGGCCGCAUUUGCGUGUCACCUUUGCGAGAUCCUCUGCCCAGACGAGGCUCCUCAGAGAAGUGAGCAAGCCGCGGCAACAGCUGCUGCGUGUUCCACGGCAGGAGAUGAGGAUUUGGGGCACGAAUCAUUGGAGAUUAAAAGGAGCCUCUACCACAGACUAGUCCAGGUGAUGUUGUCGUUUGUAAAGCUGUACUCGGACAAUGUCUUCGCUAUGGACACGUGUGGCUUAACAGAUGAAAUUCUGACUGACUUAUUGGGAGAACGAGUUCAGAGGCGUCUCAGAACACAGAGGGAUGAAGGGAAAUUACAUGGAUGCCGUCACAAUCCUUUAGCCAGCCAAAGCUGUAACACAACAGAUUUGCAGGGUGCGCGCAUACCACCAUGCGAGGGAAUGUCCAGGAUGGAGGUGAAUCUUGGUGGCUUCGAACCACUCACAAGACAGAUGGGCAUCAGACUGACCAAUGUGGCGAUCUUGAGAAGCACUCUUCCAUGGUUGUUAGAGCACGUAACUUCCGCUAUCACCAAUCCCGAUUUGAUGGAGUAUGACUCGUGUCUUUCCUAUUGUGAGACUGGGCCCAGCCUGGAUGGAAUUUCCAUAGGCAGUACAGCUGAAGGAAGAAUUGAUGCUCCACGAGCAACGACAGAUGCACUCUAUCACCCAGGGGUACUGACGAAUUCUGUUGAGCACUUUUGCAGGCUCGAGAUUUCUCAAGUGAAGCUUAUUUCUUACAGGAUCAACAUACUCUUCAAACAGCUUCUAAGAACUGUACUUGAUCUUCAUCUUCCAAGAUACGACACGAAAAAACGUCUGAUACCAGCUAUGAAAUAUCUGUCCCGUGAAUUGCAGAAAUUUCACGAUGUGCUGUACCCGGAAGACUUUAACAAAAUCCUCUUAAACCUAUGGGAUCACGUAGUGCGGAAUUUCGAAGAAGAAUGUCGUCGUUUGGUGAGAAGAAAGUCUUGUGCAUCAAAACAAAGCCAUCUUUUGCAGCAGGCUGUGUCGUAUCUGAUGCAGUUUUUCUAUGAUGGAGGGGAUGGAAUUGCGUUCGAUGACUUUGCCACACCAAUGGAUUCUGUCGUAAAGCACUUACAGUUGUACACCACCUCAACAGAUAGACUCAUUUCCAUGUACCGCUCCUUUAACAGACAGGUUCUAAACAUGCGACAACAAAAUCGGAAUGAAGAACUGACGUCGUCAAUGAGCACUAGCUCACGUCUGGCUGAUGCGAAUGCUCUUGCGGAUAGCUUCAUUCAAGCCAUGCGCAAAGAUCUGCACACUUCUCGCAAGUGCUUUUCGGGCGCAGUGUUAGUUGAAUGGGUGGUUAACUAUGUUGGUAACCAUGGUUACGACGAACUGGGACUUUGCAUUGGGGACACGGAGACUCAAACAGGACUUGACUUAGGCCAGUACCUUCUUAGGCACAGGGUUAUGAUCUGUGUUUGUCCGCCACCCCAUCUCAAUCGACAGCCGUCAACUGAGAGAACAAGAGAACAACAAAACUUCGAGGAGAACGCACCGUCCGAGCGUGGAAAAGUGUUAUUGGACGAUAAUUACCUUCCACAUAUUAAGCUAUUUCGUUUGGGUUUUGUAGGUUCUCCAACAUCGCUGUCCUCCUCUCGAUCGAGGACGACAUCCUCUGAGGAAGGCGCUGAUGAUGGAUACGAGAAUGACGAUGAAGAUUCUGUGGGCUCUGCAAGGGAUAUCAUGGAUCGCUCUUACAGCGCGCAGUCUGAAAACGACUCUCCGAAAUUUCAUAAUCACCCUAAAGCGCUGUACAAAUUUAUUUCCGAAGAGGACAGCUCUAGAACGGAGGUGAAGUUUACUCUGGGGUUUACAGAUCGCUUGAAACUGCCCAAUGAAUUGAAACACAUCCUUCGCGUUUUGUACACUAGGAAAAAUUCGGAUAAAACAGCGCGAUCGUUUUUGAGAGAGCUUCCCCCAGGAUAUAUGGAGGAAGCGUUGGGAUCUGAUCUUCUGGUUUUCUGGUCUUCUGGUAGCCCCAUAUCCGCGUUUUGUUAAACUUCGUGGUCAAACGUGAUAAAUAAUGCAAGUGAAGUGGAGGCCACUGUAAGAAGGAACAGACAGAAAUAGAACUUUCUGAUGGCUGAAGCUUUUAGCUUGCGGAGAUUUGCAGAAUUGCCAUUUGAUUCUUGUAAAAGAUAUUUUCUUGAUUACGUUUCUUUCCGGUUUCUCAAUUCUUUGGUUGAAAGAGGAAUUUGUUCUUUAGUUGAACUUUGAUAAUUAUCGGUUUUUACUUGUUUCCAAGCAAAAUUUUAUCUCAAUUUUAAUUUUAGUUUAGCUUGCAUUUUUCAUCAUUUGAUUGUGGAACGGAAAGCGAGAUUACUGACAGGUAUCAUUGAAGAAACCCUUUAAUUUUUAAAAUUCUAAACGCUUGACUUGUUGGUAAACCUGUUCAACAGGGUUUUAUUCUUGUACAUACUCUUUACUCCUCUUUGUAAAUAAUUUAAAUCGUAAAAACGAUAAUUCUUUGAUUUUAUUAAAUAAAUGGCGUGAACAGCCCAUUGUGGAAAAAGCAACUACCACAACAAAAA
Messenger RNA from Pocillopora damicornis (cauliflower coral), 5826 nucleotides. RefSeq lists its product as uncharacterized. Gene Ontology annotation, cellular component: secretory vesicle. Lineage: Eukaryota; Metazoa; Cnidaria; Anthozoa; Scleractinia; Pocilloporidae. The record is from RefSeq and is a predicted model, not a curated record.